GUUUAGUUCACCUUACAAGAACCUCUCCGUGGGUGUACCGAUUAUCUGUGUCAAUAUAUAAUCCACUUAAAAUGUUUUAUUGGUAGCAAAAACAAAUGUCUAGCAACCGGCUUGUAAGGAUGGACUCCAUUAGUUAUAACAACAAAUCAUCCAAACAGAAAAAGAAAGGCAAGCCCCCACCACCCCCUGGCUCAGAGUCGGACCAGAGUAUUGACACCAACAGCUUAUCAGCGGAGUCACAAGAUGCAGGUCGAUCACCAAAUAGCUCCCAUAAAACCAGAAGCAAGAAAGGUGAAUGGGAAAUUCUUGAAGGUCUCAAAGAAGGUCAGAGAUUUGAUUUGGUCCCUCGUAAAUUUGAAGGUUUCCUACUUAAACGUCGCAAAUGGCCACUUAAGGGAUGGCAUAAGAGGUACUUUGUGCUGGACAAGAGUAUCCUCACAUAUGCCAAGUCUGUAGCAGAUCUGGUUCGAGGGAAGAUUCUGGGUAGAAUGGAUAUUGGAAUGUCUGUUAUAUCUACAAAGACUCGUCGGCGACGUAUUGAUAUUGAUGCUGAUACCUUAAUUUUUCAUCUAAAGUGUAAAUCGCGUGAAGUAUAUCUACAGUGGGUUGAACAGCUAAAACAGCAUCGUCUUCACAAGCAACACCAGAUCCUAUACAGCAAAGACCAAGUCAAACUUACCUCACCUACAUCACCCUCAGAUGAUUCUCCAACAGAUCCGCUUGUGCCAGGUAGUCGGAAUUCCUUGCCUGGAUCUUUACCAGGGUCACAUCCUGGCACAAUUGGUCGGGAAGGCAAAUCCAACACAGGCACCACAUUAACUGGAGCUGCUGCAGGAGCAGGAACAUUACGAUCAUGGCUGAUGGAUAGCACAGGACUAGACCAUCUUACUAAGGAAAUCACCACAACACAACAUCAUGUUCAGCAGUUGGCCCGCCUUCUAGAUUCGAUUGAACAUCAAGAUGAUAUGAGUCAUGGGGAGCCGACAACUCCUUCGACAAAAUCAAGAAGAAAGUUUCGUUUGCGUAAACACAAGUCCAACAAGUCGACAAGUGGAGAGAUCACCAUCAGCACAAGUCCAGGGAAAGGAGCUCCAGAUCAGGUGGAUGCCAUGGUACCUUCACUGCAGGUAGAUGGAAACCUGUGUGAACUACGACCAUUGAGUAGCAGCAACCCAACACUGGCACUACACAGUGCUUGUUGGCAUCCAUCAGCUUCACGACCUCAUAGCUGUUCUGAUGCUUCGUCGGCCGUUGUGGGUGGUGCGCAGCCUCCAAAUACCCCAUCACCAACAUCACAACCCCACCAUCAAGCACCUAAUCCUCCAACCAUCACAUUGUCUAUGGAAAGUACAUCUCGAGAAGAUUUUACAAUUUUGGCAAAAGAAGUUGUGAGUCAAAUUGGACAGGUACUUCGUGGGAUUCAGACUGAGAGAGAGAAAUUACGCCAAGCCCUUGAGUCAGAAUCAAACCUCUUGGCCUCUCACAACACAACAGCAAUUAUUGCUGCUUUAAGAAACUCUCUUAAUCAGGCUUUGCAACAAAAUGCUGAACUGAGAGGUCGAUUGGCCAGGAUCCAUGCUGACUCUGACUUGUCCGAUGUCUCUGUACCACCAUCAAUGUCUGAACUUGUAAGCAAUGGACUUUUUAUCUCCAAUGAUUAUAUUUAUUUUAGCUACCUUACUUACAUGGUGAUGAUCUGUUAUACUGUAUGUUACACCCCAAGAUCCCCAUUUAUUUCAAGGAUCUCAUGCCACAUAUUAUGACUUGUAGCAUCACAUAAACUUUGGUUCAAUAUGCCUGUGUAGUAUUCAUCAAGUCUUUUAGGUCGCAACCCAUGACAGUAUAACCUUUGACACAUCAGCAGAACAUUAAUGAAACAAUUAGCACAACUCUCAUGUCACAACCCUAUACCUGUACCACUCAAGAUUAAGAACUAAUUGAGCCUUGGAGCUACAGCAGCUUGCACAUUGUAGCCCUCAUUUGUCCUUCAUUGAUCAUCUCUUAUUUCUAGUAAUAAGCCUUAGUCUAGUCAUCUUCCUGCUUGAAACAGGUUGUACCCUGAAUAAUUUCAUCUCAACAGUAGAGGUAAGUUGUAUUCACAUUGUCUUUAACACCUGGGGAGCUUUAUGGGUGAGCCACAUGUCUGCUUUAUUGGUAUAAUAAAAAGAGGUAUAACUUAAUUGAAUUUAGGGCCAUAAGAGUAGCAGUGUAAGUCGGCUUAUCCUUGGGGAUUGUAUUUUGUUAACCAAAUAGGUACCGUAUAUGACGGCGUAUAAGUCGACUCCCCAACUCCAGCAGCUGUCAAGUGUUGUGAAGGACCAAGUCAACAAUCAAAACACAUAAACAGGUAAACAGUCAAACAAGCCACUCUAUACAUGACGUCACACACAACGUCAUUAGUGACUGACCCAACAAUCAUAGCAACACUGAACUCAGUUGACUUCCUGCUCAUUCCACCACAGUCCACACACAGCCAUCAAUAACAAAAGGUGUUUAAAUAAAACUACUGAGAAAAAAUUUAUUUCAUCCAUAAUAGAUAUAGAACAAUUAUAUUAAAGGUAAAUAUGAAGGUUGUAAUACGAAAUACUCUCACUUCCGGUCAUCAUUUUAUACCCAUCGUAUAAGUCGACCCCCUAACUUUGAACACUAAAAAAUUGGCUUCAAAGGUCGACUUAUACGCCUCCAUAUACGGUAAGUGUCCUGUGGGUGGAAGGCUUAGGUUUGAGGCUGAACUCUUGGUUAUAGGAAGUAAUGUUAAAGACAUAGGUUGGGAGGGUGGACUGUAAUUCUCCUGAGGAAGUGAUAGGCCUGACCUAGUAUAGUUUUCAAAAACUCAGUUACAGCUUGUUUAAUGAAACUUUGUAGUUCCAAUGUUCAAAGCAUACGUAGUACAGUAAUAGAAACACUCACAUUGAUAUAAAAUUUUCAAUUUUUUUUUUCUGUCACAGGUUGAAUGCAGUAUUUUGUAGAUUUAACGAACUAAUUCGAGCCACCCCUUUCCGUUAAGAUGAAAUUUCCACUAAAUUGAACUUUCCGUCAUUUUCGCUCGAUUUGGCGAACUAGUUCACUAAAUCAAACAUAAUUCCAUUAAAUUCCAUGCCAAAUGCACCGCUUGGCGCAUGGGGUUUGUUUACAUCCAAUCAGUCUUGUGUCCUGCCAUCACCGCGUGUGUUGUUCACUGCUACCUCUUGGUUUACAUCUCGGUUAACUAACUACAGUAAUACCCCGAUUUACGCGGUCAAUUGAACCCGCGGAGUAGCGCGUAAAA
Molecule: messenger RNA, 3268 nt
Organism: Homarus americanus (American lobster)
Lineage: Eukaryota; Metazoa; Arthropoda; Malacostraca; Decapoda; Nephropidae
Product: oxysterol-binding protein-related protein 6-like
Exons: 12
Coding region: 96-1763 (555 amino acids)
Source: RefSeq, a predicted model, not a curated record